AUGUCUACAACAUUCAUGUCACUUCCCCAGGACAUUCGGGAGAAGAUUUUGAUGACAGCUUUGUCAGUCGAGAACAAUUUCGUCUACAUGAAUGAGGAAGAUGCCGAAGAUUACGAGGUAAAGCGAAUCCAUCGAAUCAGCAAACUUGUUUUCUUCAAUGGCGUGAGAGAUUUCUCUAUUCACGAUCAUCGGCAUUGGGAGCACCACCUACGGCGACUUAGAGGGCACGGACGUCAACUUAAACGACAACAACCAUACCACGAAGACUGGAGAAUCCUUCCAUUCGACAGUGAUGUGUUCUUUGAAUCUCCCUGUCCAUAGCUUUAUUGCCUUCGAUUCUUCGUUGGAACUCCUUGAACAUGACAACCGGCGUCAUUCUCGCUCUAGACGUCAAGAGGAAGCAGAAGACCCACGGUCCGACCAAGAUCAGGAGGAAAUCUCAGACGAUGAUGAUGAUGAGGACGAUAAUCAUGAUGAAGUAAGAGAAAUAUUAAUUCUCGGACCAGCUCAACCAUGUAGGCCGGAUCGUGUUUUGCUUCCUCUUUUGUUGGCCAACCGCCAAAUCUCCACUGAAGCGUCAAAUGCUUUCCACAGAGAGAACACUUUAGUUAGGGUAAAUUUACACGUUUAUUUCACUUCCUCAAGUCUCUCACUGUUAUCGUUCAUGUUGUUUGUACUUCCUAUGCUGCCACUACGGCUAGGAACCCGAGCACAACCAGACGUUGCUCUAACUAUCGACCUCUGCCAAUUUCCCGAUGGAAUCAGAGAACAAAAGGAUGAUAGGCCUUACCCUAUGUUUAUAGAGUCUCGUUACCUACCUCUCUUGGUGGACUGCAUAAACACAUUUGCUUCCAAAUGCGGGUAUGAAAAACUACUUCCUGCCCUCCAUGCUAAAGGCUCGUUUUAUCAAAAGUGGAUAGGACAUAUACCAGUAUAUAAAAUCGCACUGGGGUUCAACCCCAACCCGAGCUACAGCAAAGAAUACACCGACAAGCGACCAAGUCGAUUAAUCAAGGGCUUGAAGGGUUUUAGAUACUUAGGCCAUAUGGAUGGAGAUGGAGAAGUUUGGAAACGAGAUAUCAAGAUCGAUGGCUUAGAUGAUGACCAGCAGGCAGAAUUCUUGAGUGCUUACAAUCUUCCUCCGUUUCCUCCUGAAGAAGAUGAAACUGUUAAGGAGCAACGCAGGAUUUAUGAGGCACUCUGGUCGCGUUAUUUCAACCAAUGGACUGACGAUACUCAUUAG
Messenger RNA from Hymenoscyphus albidus, 1243 nucleotides. The record is from the annotation of a GenBank genome assembly. NCBI's taxonomy places the organism in Eukaryota, Fungi, Ascomycota, Leotiomycetes, Helotiales, Helotiaceae.